AUGGCUGACGCAGAUUACAACCCCGAGGAAGCUGCCGAACUCAAGAAGAAGAGAACGUUCCGCAAAUUCUCCUACCGUGGCAUCGACCUUGACCAACUCCUCGACCUCUCUUCAGAACAACUCCGCGAUGUAGUCCACGCCCGUGCUCGCCGUCGAUUCAACCGCGGUCUCAAGCGCAAGCCCAUGGGGCUGAUCAAAAAACUCCGCAAAGCAAAGCAAGAGGCGAAGCCUAACGAGAAGCCCGAUCUGGUCAAGACACAUCUGCGAAACAUGAUUGUGGUGCCGGAGAUGAUUGGGUCGGUUAUCGGUAUCUACAGCGGCAAGGAGUUCAACCAGGUAGAAAUCAAGCCGGAGAUGGUAGGGUUUUACUUGGGAGAGUUCAGUAUAUCAUACAAACCUGUCAAGCACGGUCGGCCAGGUAUCGGCGCUACUCACUCUUCUCGAUUCAUUCCCUUGAAGUAG
Molecule: messenger RNA, 462 nt
Organism: Letharia columbiana
Lineage: Eukaryota; Fungi; Ascomycota; Lecanoromycetes; Lecanorales; Parmeliaceae
Exons: 4
Coding region: 1-462 (153 amino acids)
Biological process (GO): ribosomal small subunit assembly; translation
Cellular component (GO): ribosome; cytosolic small ribosomal subunit
Molecular function (GO): RNA binding; structural constituent of ribosome
Source: RefSeq, a predicted model, not a curated record